AUGGGAACGUUCCGGUCAAGGGUGAUGCAGGCAGGCCCCAGGCCUGGGGGCAGUGCGGUCUUAUGCCUGGCCGUGGGCUUGAACCGCCACCUCCGCAGCCUGACCAAUUGCUUCAUCGUGUCUCUGGCCAUCACCGACCUGCUCCUCGGCCUCCCGGUGCUCCCCUUCUUGGCCAUCUACCAGCUGUCCUGCAGGUGGAGCUUCGGCAAGGUCUUCUGCAAUAUCUACAUCAGCCUGGACGUGAUGCUGUGCACGGCCUCCAUCCUCAACCUCUUCAUGAUCAGCAUCGACCGGUACUGCGCCGUCACGGACCCGCUGCGGUACCCUGUGCUCGUCACCCCCGGCCGGGUCACCAUCUCGCUGGUCUCCAUCUGGGUCAUCUCCAUCACCCUGUCCUUCCUUUCCAUCCACCUGGGCUGGAACAGCAGGAACACGACCAGCGAGGGCCACCACACCAGCCCCAAGUGCAAAUUCCAGGUCAAUGAGGUGUAUGGGUUGGUGGACGGCCUGGUCACCUUCUACCUGCCUCUGCUGAUCAUGUGUGUCACCUACUACCGCAUCUUCAAGAUCGCCCGGGAGCAGGCCAGGAGGAUCAACCACAUCAGCUCCUGGCAGGCAGCCACCAUCAGGGAGCACAAAGAAGGUCACCGGCAGCAUUUGUGGGAACCUAUGACUCCCGGUCCCAGCCAGUUCACGCUAACGCGGAUACCGCGACUACGAACCGGCGCACAUCACGUGCUGACUGCACAGCGGGUCUGCGGCUCUGAGCAUGCUGCCCGUGUCAGCUUUCCCACGAUUUUGUGA
Molecule: messenger RNA, 804 nt
Organism: Oryctolagus cuniculus (rabbit)
Lineage: Eukaryota; Metazoa; Chordata; Mammalia; Lagomorpha; Leporidae
Source: RefSeq, a predicted model, not a curated record